AUGGGUGAUUUUCUUGGCCUAAAUGUUUACUUUCCGUCAACACCAAUCAUUCGUUUAGUCGAAUGUCACAAAUUUCAAUUUUCUGUACAAAAUACAAUUGCUUUGCAGCAACGUCUUUCUGAUGCUCUUCCUUAUGUUUGCUCUGCAAUUAUUUCUGCGUCUGUAAAAGAAACUCACUAUUUCCUUAUCAAAUCUCUAAGACGAUUUUGUGAUGACUACUUGUCAUUUGAAGGGAGCGAUCAAGGUGUGUCAAAUUUGUUUAGUAAAAUGAUUUCCUCAACUUUAUACAUCAGUCCACUGUGUUCAACACCACUUUGUUCCUUCUUUCAAAAAAAUUGCCUUUUAAUUCCUACACUAUUCGCAUCACCUUCAUUGAAACAGUGGAAACAAUUUGCAUCAUUUGUAAGGCGCCAACUUUUGUUUAAACUCAAAAUUUGUAUUGUUGACUUAGCUGAGUGGCAGCUAACGCAAAGAAAUGAAAGUCACAAACGUUCUCAAUGCAUGCCAAUGUCAGACACCUUGCAUUACGCCAUUGAAAAAAAAAAAGAAAAUACAAAUUGA
Echinococcus granulosus is the source of this 561-nucleotide messenger RNA. RefSeq lists its product as hypothetical. The transcript has 5 exons. The record is from RefSeq and is a predicted model, not a curated record. The coding region runs from base 1 to 561 and encodes 186 amino acids. Lineage: Eukaryota; Metazoa; Platyhelminthes; Cestoda; Cyclophyllidea; Taeniidae.